GAAGGAUGUUUCCGGGUUUUCUGAAAAUGCUCUCCGUUCCGUGAGCCUCCCGGGAGAAAGAGAGAGACCGUCCGAUUUUGGUCCGCUCGUCCGGUAAUUUCGAGAAAUGAGAGCCCCGUGGCUCGUCCUGAUCCUCGCCGAGAUCCCGGACUCGUUGUCGCUCCUACGGGAGACGGUGUGUCACCGUAAUGACGCCGACUUAAGUGCUACCGGUCAGAGGUCAGGGGAGACCUUACCCAGACGUAAACGGGAACUAGCUUUUCCGAAGGGAAGCGCCUUCGUGGUAACCUUAACCCUGCUAAAAGCUAUCCAGAUUAAUAGCCCAAGCCCCUGGAAUCUCGAUUUGGAAUUUGAUAUGAUAUGGCCUAUACCUAGUCAGGAAGAUUUAAAGAAAACUGCGAUCAAAAGUCCGUUCAAACUAAAACGACGACACAGACGCGAACUUUAUGCCAAUUUUGAAUCGGCAUUGAAUAGUCAAAAUUUGCCUGGACGAUUAUGUAUUCUUCGCGCGAUUUGCGAAGCGGAAACAGUGUUAAGUCCUCCGGGAUUUUCAAUUAUCGAAGAUGCCAUACGAAUUAUUUUAAGAAAUUUCGAGGAUGCUAACGAACAUGACUGUUAUGACAUUGCAUAUCGAACAAAAAAUGAUUGUGAGAUUGUCUAUCCUUGUUCAUUUUCGCUAUUGAAACUAUUGUUAUAUAAUUUAUAUACAAGAUGA
Messenger RNA from Nylanderia fulva, 715 nucleotides. RefSeq lists its product as uncharacterized. Lineage: Eukaryota; Metazoa; Arthropoda; Insecta; Hymenoptera; Formicidae. The record is from RefSeq and is a predicted model, not a curated record.